AUGAGUCGAUCUGCAGGGGAAGAAAAUGAGAAGACAAAGUUAGAUUUAGAUGAGGAUAGAAAGGAAUUGAGGGGGAAAAGAAGAAUAAUUGAUUUACCAGAUUUCAGUUAUGCUCUUCUUUCUCCUAUGAAGUCAUUGAGGAAGGAGAAUCAAAAGCCGCCGCCUACUAUGCUACCGACUUUGAAGGAGAAGUCAGCUACUCCGCCUUCGUCUGGUGCAAAAAAUGGCAAGUUUUAUGGGGUUGUUGGGAGUAUUGGAGGUAGAAAAUCAGUGAAUUCAGUGGAGAAGAAGAUUGGGGGUUUGAUGACUAGGAAGAGUUAUGCUAAUGUGGAGGAACUGAAGGGAUUGACUUCUAUUGCAAGGACUGCCAUUAAUGGUGAAAACAGAGUAGGAAGAACUAAUAGAGUUGCUAGCAGGACUCUUCUUGGUUACAGACAAUUAUGA
Messenger RNA from Capsicum annuum, 444 nucleotides. RefSeq lists its product as uncharacterized. Lineage: Eukaryota; Viridiplantae; Streptophyta; Magnoliopsida; Solanales; Solanaceae. The transcript has 2 exons. Bases 1 to 444 code for a protein of 147 amino acids. The record is from RefSeq and is a predicted model, not a curated record.